UCUUGCAGAGAGGGAGCACUUGGCGCUGUCGUCUCUUGAGACGACUCAGAUUGUUCCAAAACUUGGCUAUCUGAAACGGCUUCCACCGCAGGAGUUUCGAUUCCAUUUGGUGUGGUUUCUUCAGAGAAAUGCACAGAGCCACAUCAUCGUCUUCUCCGUCAAUGGAAGUGUAGAUUCAGAUUUGAGAUUGAGAUUUCACACCGACUUCACACCUCUCCAUUGAUCGGAAAUUUUCUAUUCCUCUUCACUGUUUGUUUUGUUUCGUCUUAAUCUCUUCUGUGUCUCUCCCAUGGCGGCGUCUCCUCUCUGCACGUGGCUAGUGGCCGCUUGCAUGUCGGUGACCGCCGACAAUGAGUUUGCGCCGAAACCGUCGAUGGUACAGUGUUCGAAGAGAUUGAGCAGGUGGGGGAAGAGGAGGAGGGUUUUGGCUCAAUGCAGCGACUUCGCUCGAGGUGGGUCGAUUUCGUCGAGCAUUCAGGGUCUGGUGAGCUCGUGUCUGGCUUUCGAGCCCUGCGACCAGUAUUGUAGCUCCAAGGGGCUUCCUUACUCGGCCUUUUUCGGUGACAAUGCUCUCUCGUCGCUUUUCGGAUCCAAGUCUCUUCCUCCGAAUCGAAGGCAGAGGCGAACCAAUCGAGGCUCCCAUUCGGGGGAAACCAUGGCAGUGGCUGUGCAACCUGCAAAGGAGGUCACAACAAAGAAGAAACCUCUUACAGAACAGAGGCGAGUAGUUGUGACAGGGAUGGGGGUCAUGAGCCCAAUUGGUCACGAACCAGACAUCUUCUACAACAAUCUGCUUGAGGGUGUUAGUGGCAUAAGUGAAAUAGAGAGUUUUGAUUGUUCUCAUUUUCCAACGAGAAUUGCUGGCGAGAUCAAGUCCUUCUCAACAGAUGGAUGGAUUGCACCGAAACUUUCCAAAAGGAUGGACAAGUUCAUGCUAUACAUGCUCACUGCUGGCAAGAAAGCCUUGGCGGAUGGUGGAAUUACAGAAGAUGUAACUGAUGAGUUGGAUAAAUCUAGAUGUGGAGUUUUGAUUGGCUCAGCAAUGGGUGGCAUGAAGGUUUUUAACGAUGCCAUAGAAGCUUUGAGGGUCUCAUAUAGGAAGAUGAACCCUUUCUGUGUACCUUUUGCCACUACAAAUAUGGGCUCUGCCAUGCUUGCAAUGGAUUUGGGGUGGAUGGGCCCAAAUUAUUCAAUAUCUACUGCUUGUGCUACCAGCAACUUCUGUAUAUUGAACGCAUCAAAUCAUAUCAUCAGGGGUGAAGCUGACAUGAUGCUUUGUGGUGGCUCAGAUGCGGCAAUCAUACCUAUUGGUUUGGGAGGUUUUGUUGCUUGUAGAGCACUUUCACAGAGGAACAACGAUCCUACCAAAGCUUCACGUCCUUGGGAUACUAACCGUGAUGGAUUUGUUAUGGGAGAAGGAGCUGGGGUCCUGCUUUUAGAAGAAUUAGAGCAUGCUAAGAAAAGAGGUGCAAAAAUUUAUGCAGAAUUUCUGGGUGGAAGCUUCACUUGUGAUGCCUACCACAUGACUGAGCCUCACCCUGAUGGUGCUGGUGUCAUUCUCUGCAUAGAAAGUGCCUUGGCUCGAUCCGGGGUGUCCAGAGAAGAUGUGAAUUACAUAAAUGCACAUGCUACCUCCACACUUGCUGGAGACUUUAGAGAGUACCAAGCUCUUGUUCGUUGUUUUGGCCAGAAUCCCGAGUUAAAAGUGAACUCUACAAAAUCUAUGAUUGGUCACCUGCUAGGAGCAGCUGGUGCAGUGGAGGCCGUUGCAACAAUACAGGCCAUACGGACAGGGUGGGUUCAUCCAAAUAUCAACCUUGAGAGCCCGGAGGAGGGUGUGGAUACGGAUUUGCUAGUGGGCUCAAAGAAAGAAAGACUCGACAUCAAGGUGGCAUUGUCUAAUUCAUUUGGGUUUGGCGGCCACAAUUCAUCAAUCAUAUUUGCCCCUUACAAAUAGACCUUGUGGCCUACUCUGAACUUACUCACUUUAAUGAGGCCGAAGGUAUGUAGGUAUGCAACCUUCUUUUGUUUUAGCUCCUGGGUACUGGAAUACGAGAUAGAAACCAAGCUCCAGGUGGAGUUGUUAACACUGAAGCUUGUUUUUCCAUUGCUACAUGAUAAGGAGAAAAUUAUAGGGUGUUGGGUUGAGAGUUAUAUCCAGGGUAGUUCCAGAAAGAACUUUGUCCCGGACACUUUUGUCGUAGUAAUAAGUGAUUAUCAAAUCUUCAGUUGAUUGGCACUGGUGGGUUGGUCACAUCUUGCAGUUGCUGAGCACCCAGGGAACCUCCUCUGUAUCUCAUCUUUUGUUUGCCAGAAGGGAAGUUAAAAAAUUCAGUGUUAUAAGUCA
Messenger RNA from Vitis riparia (riverbank grape), 2347 nucleotides. Its product is annotated as 3-oxoacyl-[acyl-carrier-protein] synthase II, chloroplastic. Lineage: Eukaryota; Viridiplantae; Streptophyta; Magnoliopsida; Vitales; Vitaceae. Bases 290 to 1957 code for a protein of 555 amino acids. The transcript has 13 exons. Gene Ontology annotation, molecular function: 3-oxoacyl-[acyl-carrier-protein] synthase activity. The record is from RefSeq and is a predicted model, not a curated record. Gene Ontology annotation, cellular component: chloroplast stroma. Gene Ontology annotation, biological process: fatty acid biosynthetic process.